Molecule: messenger RNA, 1079 nt
Organism: Bombina bombina (fire-bellied toad)
Lineage: Eukaryota; Metazoa; Chordata; Amphibia; Anura; Bombinatoridae
Gene: FAM204A
Product: family with sequence similarity 204 member A
Exons: 7
Coding region: 45-704 (219 amino acids)
Source: RefSeq, a predicted model, not a curated record
UUCUGUUUUUGUUAGUCCAACAUGGCGCGUGGAGCGAUUUGAUAAUGUGGAGUGGGCUUUUACCUCCGGGGGUGACUGAGAGCGAUGUUUCAGACGAGGAGGAUGUGACGGGAGAACCGGUGUCUACGCAUGAUGGAACUAGUACCAAUAAAGCCCCAGAGAGCUCAGAGACCGAGCAGCACACGACUGUCUGUCCAGGAGGGGUUCCUGUCAGCUGCUGGAAUAAAUUUUUGGAUCUUCAAAAGAAAUGUAGUGAAAUAAAAUCAAUAUCUAGUAGAAAGGAAAAAAGAAAACGACGACGGAGAGGGAGAGGUCAACUGAAACAGGUUAAAGGUCCAGAGAAGAAUUCCAGCCCACCUACAGAGAAGGUCGCUGCCCUGGAUACGCUUCAGCAAUACUUUGGGAUAAAUGAUAGAUUUGAGCCUCCCGUGUGCACCAAAAUUCUUAAAAAGUCAAAACUUGAGGAAAGUAUAGACAAGGCGGUGGAGAAAGGAGAUAUCGUGUCAGCCGAGCAGCUGAGUGACAAGUUAGCAACACGGGAGAUGGCUGUAAAGAUUACCAAAGCAGUGUCUUGCCACAAAUAUGUAAGCGCCAAAGAAGAACAGGAGGCUUUACAAGAAAGUCAAAAAAAGCGGAAAAAACUUGCUUGGGGAUUUGAAGCCAAGCAAAGAUGGGAAACCAAAAGUAACAUGGGCUUCAUGUAAUAACCGGCUGAUGCUUGUAACAACCUGCCAGUUACAAACAACAUCCACCAGCGACUGAAGCACCUACCUGUUCCUGUUAAAGUCUAUUAUAGCAGGGCAUCGCCUCUUAUACCUGCAUCUGUGAAUGCAAAACAUAUAGAAGACAGCAAUAACUUUAGAUGAGGAUACGUCUGAGAUUGAUGUAUCGGAGAGCAGAAGAAAUUGUCUUGUAACCUGUAGAGCCAAGACUUUUUUUAUUGCAGUGGCCCCACAAACGGCUUGUUCUGUCAUCAUUCAGUGGCGGGUGUACUACUGGUCAGCAUGUACACUGAAGAGAGCAUAUCUGUACACUGUAUUGUAAAAUAUCUACAUACUAAAUAAAUGGUUUAAAAAGCA